ACAUCGCAGCAGGUCCCAUUUUCGCUGUUUCACAAACAGCACCUUUCGCUCUCGAAACGGAGCACUUUAUUCAAUAUCUCACUCCGGAGAGCGCCAGGUUCGACUGAAAGCCUUCCCCCGGGGCGGCCUGUAGUCCUUUGCGCGAAAGUGGGUCAGUUUUAUAGCAUCGCUAGUAGUGGCGAGUGACGGUGGUGCGUUUAAACGGUAGUGCGGUUUUUAAAUGUAAGGUCUUUAUAGUGGUCGGAAUUGCCCUGCGUUACUGCUGCGAGCCUGUUGUGUGUGGUGCAAGCAACCCUUCGCGAGGAACGCUUUUCCGUCCGUCUAUCCGGAAAUGGGUUCCGAGGUGGAUGGGGCCGUUCUGAAACGGACACAGAGUGCACUGGGAAAAUUCGUGAAACGACCCGCACUAACCGAGAAGCUUCUUCGUAAACCACCAUUUCGGUUUCUUCACGACGUAGUUCACGCGAUCGUACGCGAGCAUGGCCUGCUGGAAGGCCUGUACACGGCUGAUGAACUGAAUUCGGACAACAUCAAGGAUCGCGAUUCGAAAAUGGCGUUUCUGCAGAAGCUUAUUGACGUCGUUAAGUUGCUUACCGAUCGUGAUCUAAAGGUUCGUCCCUCGAAGGUGGUUGCCGGGCUGGAGGUAGAGCGUACGAACGAGCUCCUGCAGGCGCUCGGAUAUGCUCUGGAGCAGAAGCUCACCAGUGCUAACAUCGUGCGACAGUAUCUAGCCGCAUCUGGGGACGUAUCCGGUCCAGCAUCUAACAACACUGUGGUAGCUAAUGCGACUGUCGCACCGGAAGGGCAGCAAACACGAAAAGAACCAGCUAAGGAUCGAUCGAAGGACAAAGAACCAGCAGGGGUCGAUAAACGAAAAGAUCGAAACUCUAAACCCAAAGAGAAGGAACCAGCCAGAAAUGGGAUAUCAGCGGUAGCGGUGGACGCAAAGAGCAGCGAUGGAAAGGGGAAGAGUAAAGUGCAAAAUGGUGCCGUCAAAGUAUCGAACGAUUCGAAAAGGAAGCUGGACAAACCGGCCAAGGGGAAGGAUAAGGAGCGCUCCCUUAAACGGAUACCUUCGAUACCGGAAGAGCAGCUGCAGCCUGCUCCACCGCAGACACCAACCGUCAACGAUCGGGGCACAGGUCACGAUGUGGUGCCCAACACUACAGUGAACGGUAGCGAACCAUUAACGAACGGCAAACAUUCAAAUGAGCGAAGGAAACGUCGCGAUUCGUACAAGGAAUUGACUGAACCGGUUGCAGUUCCGCUGGAGGAUGAAGCGGAAGCUGGUUCACUGACGAUGGAGGAAGAAAAUGAACGGCAUCGCAAACAGAACGGUACCGGAAGUAACAGCAGCAGUCGACGUUCGUCGCUUAAGAAACAGAAUAGCCUAACGCCCAGCGAGAACAACGCGCUGUCGGAGAUGAAUCAAUUCAACGGGCUCGAGAGCUCUCCAGGGCCGAGCCGGCAGGAUAGUGGCACCGGAAGUGAUCCAACUCCACCGACGAUCGAAACAGCCACGGUGCCAGAACCGGUGGCAGCAAGUGCUGCUGUAACCAUGGUAACCACGGCGGAUCCUUUAACAGCUCCAGGUGAAAGCCAUCCUCGCGGUGUCGUCACGGGGAAACCUCCGAUGCACCGACAGCAAUCGGUUGAGACGGUACUGCGACCGAGAACCAGCCUGAGGCCACCAAGUGUACGACCACCAUCGGCACGACCAGGGGCCCCACGGCGGAAGGAAAAGAAUGUCGAAGUGAUUCUGCAACCGAAUGAAAUGCAAAAACUGGGCGACAUCAACGUCAAGAUGGAGGUGUUCAAUAGUGAGCUGCUGGAUGAUGAUGGCGAGAAUUUGAUCGUCAUCGAGGAUCCCAUCAGUGCGGUCGAUGAUGUGUACGGUGGCACAGGAGCUAUCGGAAGUGUUGGCAUGGUGGUGGAUGGAGGUGAAGCAACCCAGCACCACGGGCAGCAACCGGGGCAGGGUCAAGAGGAACAUCAGGGCCACCUGGUGCAACAGAUACUGGAAACGCAGAAAGAGUUCUCCAACCAUGCAAACCAUGACGGUGAACUCCUGCGCAAGACCCAGGAAACGGAAUGGUCCAUCGGGCAGCGUCAGUCUUCGGCGAAGCAAAUGGAACAGCUUCGUGAAUCAAUCCAGAAGCUCACACGAUCCGUGAACCCACUUGGGAAGCUGAUGGAUUUUAUCCAGGAAGACGUGGACUCAAUGGAACGGGAACUGACCAACUGGCAGCACAUCUAUUCGCGCUCGAUCGUAGAGCUGAACAAGGAGCGAAGUGCCACCGAAAAUGCGAUUGAACCGCUGAAGCAUCAGCUGUCGCAGAUCGAGGUCAGCAUAAAGGAGUAUCGCGAAAUGAUCGACUCGACACGGGCCACCAUCUUGCAGAAUGAACAAAAGAUUGAGCGGCUCUAUAUGACGGAGCUAUAGAACCUGAGAUCGCUGUUUGCUGCUGUUUCUUGCGGGACCCGUUCAUACUACACUACUCUUUGUACUUUGAAAAUCACACGAACCUUCAAAGGGGACAACUUCCUGAGGACAUAGUGAUCACUUAUCGACACUGGAGCACUUGAAGCGCGAGAUUAUGAUAAUGAUGGCGGAUUGUUAGGCAGUUCCGGUUGGGUUUUUUGGUUAAACAUUGUUUAGAUAGUUUAUUUCCAUCUGUGUUCCACAAUACAUCAAUUCCCGCAUCAUUUCUUCUUCUUCAGUCCUAUGUUACAACAUAAUAUUAUCGCUCUUUCUUUCCCCCAAAACCUGCUCGUUUCAUCGCAUCCGGUCCGUGUGCUUGGGGUGAUUACACCGAUACUGAAAUUCUGCUAUUCAUCUUUACAGUAUGUACAGACACACGCACCUUUCCACGAGAUUGCCUUCUCUAUACGAGCUGGCCUAUCCUUCUGUCCCUUUUUUUCAUUUGACGAUUCUUUCCUUUAAUUAUAGUAUCCAUUAUUAUACAUACACAUUUACACGGUUAAGGCUCAUUUAGUGUUUUAGGGUAGUGAGGACGAUGUAGAACGGCGACAGAUUAGGCGGAGCAUCGUUAUUUUUAUUGUGUUUCCUCCAACCAGCCCCGGUGUAAAAGGACUAUUGGGGAGAAACAAAGAAAAGUUUUGCUCCUAAUGAAAAUCCUCAACUUUUCACGCAAACCGAAUGAAAUCCGUGUGUGUCUUGUCCAGCUGGAUCUGGAAACUAAUUCCUCGUUCAAUCGUAGUAGAGUCAGUCGGUUUUUCAUACCGCCCGUGUUCCACGGAUUCUAUAGGUUUUUUUUAACGGUGAUACAUUUAAUAAAUCGGAUAAACCUUCUCUAAGAACCAAUAACAGUA
Messenger RNA from Anopheles aquasalis, 3333 nucleotides. It is a transcript of the gene IFT54, whose product is annotated as intraflagellar transport 54. The record is from RefSeq and is a predicted model, not a curated record. Gene Ontology annotation, molecular function: microtubule binding. NCBI's taxonomy places the organism in Eukaryota, Metazoa, Arthropoda, Insecta, Diptera, Culicidae. Gene Ontology annotation, cellular component: ciliary basal body; axoneme; intraciliary transport particle B. Gene Ontology annotation, biological process: cilium assembly; intraciliary transport; regulation of microtubule cytoskeleton organization.